Lineus longissimus is the source of this 3638-nucleotide messenger RNA. RefSeq names its product WD repeat-containing protein 74-like. Gene Ontology annotation, molecular function: protein binding. The record is from RefSeq and is a predicted model, not a curated record. Bases 187 to 1251 code for a protein of 354 amino acids. NCBI's taxonomy places the organism in Eukaryota, Metazoa, Nemertea, Pilidiophora, Heteronemertea, Lineidae. Gene Ontology annotation, biological process: ribosomal large subunit biogenesis. Gene Ontology annotation, cellular component: preribosome, large subunit precursor; nucleolus. The transcript is spliced from 11 exons.
ACAUCUGAGACAGAAGAGACAAAACACUAGGAUGUGCUUCCCCAGAAUGUUUAUUUGCAGUCUGUGCUUGUCCGGCCUGUUUUGUAGGAUGGGGCAGAGCCUCCCUCUUGUGUAAAUGUUGUUAAAAGAUUCCACACCAACAUUAAUGAAAUCAAGAAUGCGGACAGAAAUCUGGAGAUAUGUGCCAUGUGUUGGAAAAAUAAGAGUGAGACAAAAGUUUCCUAUGCGCUGAAGAAUCGUGCUGUGAAGACGUAUGAUGUGGAAACUGGUGAUGUUGACGAUGAACUGGAGUGUUCUGGUGGAGAGGGAAAGCUGACAGGAUUAGAAGUUUAUGACAAUCACUACAUAAGCUGUGUGGAAUCCGGAGCAUUAAGAGUUUGGGAUGAAUCUGGUGCUGUUAAGACUGAAAUCGAAGCUGGAGAAAAUGUGUGCAAACUGGUGCAGAAUCGCUGGAAACCCAACCUGGUUGCCACAGGAGGAAAAGAAAACGACCUAAAAGUGUGGGACUUGUCAAAUCCGACAGACGUUUUGUUUAAAGCGAAAAAUGUGAAACAUGAUUGGUUAAACUUGCGAGUGCCUGUUUGGAUUUUAGACAUGUCUUUCUUACCCGAUAGUCAAAAAGUAGUCAUGGCCACUGGACAUCACCAGGUUCGAGUUUAUGAUCCAUCUGCGCAAAGACGACCGGUCUUAAGCAUGGAGUUUGAUGAAUAUCCUCUAACGGCCAUGGGACUUGUUGCAAAUGAAUAUCAAGUUGUUGUUGGGAACACCCAUGGCAAAAUGGGACUGUUGGACUUUCGCAAGGGGAAGUUACUUCACUGUUUCAAAGGGUUUGCUGGUGGUAUCAGAUCCAUAGAGUGCCAUCCUACCCUGCCACUCAUAGCAUCAUGUGGACUGGACAGGUUUCUACGGAUACACGAUUUAAACACAAAGAAGUUACUCCACAAGUUUUAUCUAAAAUCACGAUUGAACUGCCUCCUGAUGAAAUCUGACGGUUGGGAAACUGUUCCCGGUGGUGAGGAAAUCACCGAGACAGCAGAAGAUGCAGAAGAAGGUAUGGAAGAUGGAGAAGGUGGUGAAAAGGAUGACCUCUGGGAUAACCUUGAUGAGGUCAGGGACAGAAAACGUAAACACCAGGAUGAGAAAUUGGGAAAGUCAGCAAAAAUCUCCAGGGAAAAAAUGCCAGAUGGAAAGAUAACUGUCAAAGGUGACAAACGGAAGAGAGAGAAAAGGAAGAAGAAAGCUAAAGACUGAUGAUUUGACAGGACUACACUGCUGUGGGAGACUAUACUUGGGGAUCAUCACAUCCUAAACUAGGAUAAAGGCGUCUUCCAAAGAGUAUGAAAAAUAAAAUGGUCUGAAUCAUGAUUAUGAUACAUGAAGUACUAUGUUAACCUUUGUGAUGUACUUUUUGGCUCACCGUAGGGGAGUCUUUACAAUACCGCAGUGUCCGUCGUCCGUCGUCGUCUGUCGUCGUCCGUCGUCGUCGUAUCCUGUUUCAAAAACAGUGGCACGUUUCUUAACCGCUAAGCCUAUGAACUUGUAACUUUGUACACAGGACUCCCUUGGUCAGAUGACCUGUGACACUAAAUUUCGAUCCGAUCUGAUUCUUAAUUUGGCCACCAGGGGGCCGAAUGUAGAUAUCUAAAAAGUGUGAUAUCUCGCUUAUUAAUGACUUGUUUGGAAUGAAAUUUUUGUGGUAGGUACUCAUAGCAAGGAUACAUCAUAUAUCAUACGGGUUUUUAAUUUGACCUACUUUUCAAGGUCACAGAGGUCAAAUGGCGUAAAUUGGCUGUUUCAGUGUAACUAUGGCACGUUUCUCAACCGCAACAGCUAUGAACUUGAAACUUGGUACAUAUAACCCCCUAUAUCAGAUAACCUCUUGUGCUGAAUAUCGGUCCGAUCUGAUUCUCAAUUUGGCCACCAGGGGGUCGAAUGUGGAUAUCUAAAAAGUGUGAUAUCUCGCUUACUGAUGACUUGUUUUCGAUAAAACUUUUGUGGUAGGUACUCAUAGCAAGGAUACAUCAUAUAUCAUAUGGGUUUUUAAUUUGACCUACUUGUCGAGGUCACAGAGGUCACAACGCAGACACAGAUAUGGCCGAAAUUGCAUGUUUUGUGUUUUUCGUGUUGUGGCAAUCCAAAGGUCGUGAGUUCAAACCCCGGUCAGGGACGGCCAAAAAUAUUUUUUUAUUUUAUUAUUUUUUAUCUUUUCCCUUUUGUCUUUUCUGACUUGUAUCUUACAUUUUCUUGAUUUUUGGCUCACCGUAGGGGAGUCUUAUGUAAUACCGCAGUGUCCGUCGUCCGUCGUCGUAUCCUAUUUAAAAAACAGUGGCACGUUUCUUAACCGCUAGGGCUAUGAACUUAAAACUUUGUACACAGCACCCCCUAGGUCAGGUGACCUCUGACACUAAAUUUCGGUCCGAUCUGAUUCUCAACUUGGCCACCAGGGGGCCAAAUGUCGAUAUCUAAAAAGUGUGAUAUCUCGCUUAUUAGUGACUUGUUUUCGAUGAAACUUGCGUUGUAGGUACUCAUAGCAAAUAUACAUCUUAUAUCAUACGGGUUUUUAAUUUGACCUACUUUUCAAGUUCACAGAGGUCAUAUGGCGUAAAUUGGCCGUUAGAGUGUAAACUAUAGCACGUUUCUUAACCACUAAAGCUAUGAACUUGAAACUUGGUACAUAUAACCCCCUAUAUCACAUAGCCUCUGGUGCUGAAUUUCAGUUUGAUCUGAUUCUCAACUUUGCCACCAGGGGGCCAAAAGUGGAUAUCUAAAAAGUGUGAUAUAUCGCUUAUAAGUGACUUGUUUUCGAUAAAAUUUUUAUGGUAGGUACUCUUAGGAAGAAUACAUCACAUGUCUUACGGGUUUUCAAUUUGACCUACUUUUCAAGGUCACAGAGGUCAUAUGGCGUAAAUUGGCCGUUGGAGUGUAAACUAUGGCACGUUUCUUAACCAGUAAAGCUAUGAACUUGAAACUUGGUGCAUAUAACCCCCUACAUCAGAUAACCUUUGAUGCCGAAUUUUGGCCUGAUCUGAUUCUUUAUUCGGCCACCAGGGGGCCAUAAUGGAAAAAGGAAGAAGUGCAAUAUCUUGCUUAUUUGAGUGAAUUGUUUUCGAUAAAAUUUUUAUGGCAGGGACUUCUAGCAAGGAUACACCACAUGUCCUACGAUUUUUGGAUUUGACCUCCUUUUCUAGGUCACAGAGGUCAAAUGGCGUAAAUUGGCCAUUAGAGUGUAACUAUGGCACGUUUCUUAACUGCUGAAGCUAUGAACUUGAAAGUUGGUACAUGUAACCCCCUACAUCAGAUAAUCUCUGACACCGAAUUUUGGCCUCAUCUGAUUCUUGAUUUGGCCACCAGGGGGUCAAAACUGAAAAAGUAGGACAUGCAAUAUCUUGCUUAUUAAUGACUUUUUUUCGAUGAAUUUUUUAUUGCAGGGACUCUUAGCAAUCACACGAUAUUGAUCUUGUUGAUGUCAUAGACAAUUAUUGGUUGGAUCAUAAACUUAUAUAUACUGCCCUGUCUUAUUACUUGACAUCAAUACACAUCUAAAAAAAGUCUUCAUGCCUGAUUGUGUUCACCAUAUUCACCUCUAAACUAAGCAUGAUCCUGCCUACUAAAAGAUGUAUACGGUGAGCACAAUGGCC